UGUGCGCAGGCAUGAAUCCUCUGCCACGAAAAAUCUAUUCAAUAGCCGCUCUGUAGAUCAUUUUUCGGCGAAUAACGGUGACGAAUGAAAUUGUGAGAUUGCCAAGUUGUUUGUGCUAUUUGUCGUAUGUGUCUGUCGGCAAAAUCUGAUAUUGAAGGUAGAAUAAACGUACAAUAGUAUUCAAGUAGAACGAUCGCUGCACGGGACUCCACUACUCCCUUAUAAUCACGGUACAGGCUCUAUUGUAGGCAACAAAAUGGACAUGUCCAUGUUUACUGAGAAAGUUGGGGAACAGCUGAAAAUAUUUGCUCGACACUGCAUGGAUGAUCCAUCUCUUCUACACGAUCCAAAACUCUCCUUUAUCAAAGAGUUAAUAGAGCACUAUGGCGGCAAAAUACCGGAAAGCAACAAAAACGAUGAUCCAUCACUUGGCAAAUGUGAAGCUGAGAUCAAAUCUGAAGAACCUCAGCCUAAAGCUGAACCUGAAUCCGAGAGUGAGGAGAGUGAUCUGGAGCUAGACAUGUCUGGUGUAAUUGAACCAGAUCAAGAUUCUCCUCAAAAAAUGGGUAAUCCGAUUUUACAACCUACGGAAGAGGAAAUUGCGAAAUCGCAGGUCGAGAGAUCAGAAGCAGUAUCCGCAUUUGUGGAAAAAGAUUAUGAGAAAGCGAUAGAGCUUUAUACAAAAGCGAUUGUAUUGAAUCCACAAGCAGCAUUGCUGUAUGCUAAACGCGGGCAAAUCUUUCUUCUUUUAAACAAGCCAAACGCUUGCAUCCGUGAUUGUGAACGCGCUCUCGAAUUAAAUCCAGACAGUGCAGCAGCUCACAAAUUUCGAGGAAGGGCUUAUCAUUUGCUUGGAAAAUUUGAGGAAGCAGCAAACGAUCUCAGAUUAGCUUGCAAGUUUGACUUUGAUGAACAAGCUGACGAGUGGCUGCGCGAAACAACACCAAACGCGCGAAAGAUAGAGGAACAUAAGAGGAAAAAAGAAAGAAGGGCGCAAGAAAAAUUGGAACGUGACAGGCAGGAAAAGUUACAAAAAGCACGAGAGGCUGCUAAAGCGCGCGAGGAAAAUACGCGAACCUCUCAGACGGACCCGGGAGGCGCCUCCUCUGGCAUCGGAGAUUUCUAUCAAUUCCUCAACGAUCCUGAGGUCCUUCAAGCCUUCCAGGAUCCGGAAGUGGCCGAAGCUUUCAGGGAGAUCUCCAGAAACCCAACGAAUAUCCUGAAAUACCAGAGUAAUCCAAAGAUAAUGGCCCUUAUCAACAAGAUGGCCUCGAAAUUCGGCGGUGCUGGCGGUAUGCCUGGCGGCUUCCCCGGUAUGAUGGGCGGCAUGCCCGGCGGUUUUCCUGGCGCAGGGGGACAUCCUAACCCGCCGAAGCCGGCUCCUCCUCAGGACGACGUUGGUCUUGAUUAAUCGGCAUGUAUUCGUCAUUUCACCGUCUUCUGUGCAACGGAAAACGUACGAUUGGUUGAUUUGGUCAAACAGCGAUUUCAUAUACUCGUGAAUUAACCGUAAGAUGCGUCGGUAAGAUCCUACACCUUUUUCCGCUUCAAUUCCUCUGGAUAAUCUUGGCCCGUUACUUUAGACUGCUUAAGUGUAGAAUACUCUUGACAAUAUUUUUCCUUCAUUUUGUUGCUUGCGAUUCACUUGUGAAUCAGGAUAAACGCAUCUUAGGGUUGACGGAAAAUUUCAUUUCGGUGAGAAACUGGCAUCUCAAACAGAUAAAAAAAUGCUACUGUUUGUUUAUAUUUCUCACUGUAUGUACAGAGAAAUAAAUAAAUACACAUACACACACACACGUAUACACACGUAAAUAUUACAUCAGCGAAAAUGUAUCUCAAAAAAAAAAAGAAAAAACAUUUAUUGUAAAUCUCAAUAUAGUUUAUUAUACAUUACAGAGCAUAAUUCGUUUUUUUUUGUUUUUUUUUUAUUUUUAAGACGGACUUUGUUGCAUGAAUUACGCUUUAUUACCUUAAUGUCCUCAUCGCGAAACGAAAAGGUUCUCGGGCAGAAGUAUUAUCGAAUAUCGUUUUUAAAUAAUGCCACAAGCAAAUAUGUUCGAUUUAUAAAAUUGUGAUUCCUACAACAGAUGUAAAUAUUCCUCAUUAACUGGCCUUUAAUCAGCGAUUACUUCCGAUGUUUAUUAUCUCAGACGCUAAUAUCUCAGACUGUAAUUUAAAAUAUAUGGCCUCAUAGAGAUCCUAAGAGUUUGUCAACUAUGAGAAUCAAAAAAUGGAUAAUUUCAUAGAAGAAACAGUUUUAAAAUUUUGAUAUUUAUAUCGAAAUACAUACACGCACACAUACACACACAUUACAUUAAACCCUAUUCUUAGAAUCGAUUAUUUUGAUAUCGUUUGGAGGAGUACCCUAUUUAAGUGAGGAAAACUUGAAUUGAUCAAGCAUUUCACUCUUUCUUAAAGCAGGCUUCGCUACUUUUCAUAUUGAAUAAUUCGUCCGAGAAAUGUAAUGUUGUUUCAUUUUAAGAUGGAUAUAAACUGCCACGUUGAGUAUUCAUGAGAUAUUCGCGAAUUAUACGACCUAAUAUUCCACAAGAGAGUUCAGAAGUAACAGAACUCCAUUUAUCAGAACAAUAAGCAUUUUACUACAAUUUCCAAUCGUAAAAUACAUCAAUUGAACAGUCCGUUUUUCUUAUAUGAAAUAUCAAAAUUAUCGAAGACGGUGUACUUUUUUGUCGAUGAUAUAUCCUAGAAUUAAUGAUUAAAAUAUAAAGAUGAAUUUACAAAGGAAUUUACUUUUAAAUAUAUAGUUUUUAGGAUUUUCGGAAAAUUUCUCAACGAUAAUAACGUGUACAGUCCCUGGCCAUAUUAUUAGACGCACUUUGAUUCUUUAAUGGAAUACAGAUUAGAAGAAGAAAAGCUACAAAUUUUAUUUUUACUCGAUUAGAAUCAUUUUCAGUGUCAAUCAGCGCUCUUACUUUCUGAGGUGUCACAUCAUUUCACUUUCAUAGAAUACCUUUCAUAGAAUAAUGGUUCCUUAAUAUAAUUCGAUCGAUAGAUGAGCCGUAUUAUAAAGCUGGCCCUCAGAAAUCAAUGAAAUGUAAAAUAUUAUGGUAUAUCUAAUAACAUGGCCAGAGACUGUAAAUUUACCACUUGCAUGUUAUCAGUAAUGUCAGUUUAUGAGUGUCAGUGAAGAAAAUUUUUAUUAAGCAAUUUUGUUUCGUCGAUAAUUAUCCCAAUAGUCUUUCCUUUUGUCUGCCUCGUUCCGCUAUAAAUCCGUAUAAAAUAUUUGCAAUAAAUAUGUACAAAAAUA
This is a messenger RNA of Dinoponera quadriceps, 3268 nucleotides long. RefSeq names its product putative protein FAM10A4. The coding region runs from base 257 to 1411 and encodes 384 amino acids. Gene Ontology annotation, molecular function: protein dimerization activity; Hsp70 protein binding. NCBI's taxonomy places the organism in Eukaryota, Metazoa, Arthropoda, Insecta, Hymenoptera, Formicidae. The record is from RefSeq and is a predicted model, not a curated record. The transcript is spliced from 5 exons.